AUGCCGGAACCUUAUUCCUACUCUGAAACUAUCAAUGUGCUCUGCAAACUCAACGAUGCAUUGGCUGACUGCCGAGUCUUCACACAUGAGUGUAUGGAGCUUAAUAAUGUGAUCUCACGCUUCAACUUUCGAAGAUUUACUUUUGUCGCAAAGACCGAAUUCACCGGAUCCGGACCUAAAGUACCUUCAGCCAAAGUUUUCGGAUUUGAUGAGCAAUUAAGGGAGAUUAAUGAGGGGUUGCUACAAGCAGAGGGUUCCAGUUCUAGCAGUGCUGGCGAACUGAGGGCAAUUGGGGUAGUUGGAAUUGCUGGAGUGGGUAAGACCACCCUGGUUCAGAAGGUUUUGGAGAGCAAGGAGGUGAAGCAGAAGUUUAAUCAUAUGCUUUGGUUACCCUUUUCGUUGAGUGAGGAAGAAGAACAAUAUAGUAAGUUCAGCUUUGAGACAUGUAUCUUUGAUAGUAAUGGCCAAAUCAUAGAGGCGAGGAUUGUUGGCCUUGAGAAGCUCCUGGAAAGGCUAAGCCGCCUGCUGUUAUCGGAUAAAUGCUAUUUGAUUGUGUUGGAUGAUGUGUGUCAUCGGCACAUUAACAUUAUGGAACGCUUAUGCAGCGGAUUGCCCAAGCAUAAUGGUGGUGUUGUCAUUGUCACUACUAGAUUGAAGGAAGUGGCUCAAAAGCUGGGGAAACAACAUAGAUUGCAUCUGGUUCAUGUUAAGCCUCUGGACAGAGAGAUUUGCGGGCGUAUAUUUGAGGAGCAGGCUUAUUCCAUUAGAAAAAGUUCAAACCUCUCACAUGAUGAGGCUACGAGAAAGAUGGAGGAACUCAAGGAUCAGUGCCAUGGUCUACCGUUGGUUGCGAAGACGAUAGCAAAUGCUUUUGCAGUGGGAUUUGGAGGCGACGGAUCUGAAGAGAGAGAUGGAGAUCACGGGGAGGAAGUAGGAACUUUUGAAGAAUCAGUUGAAGACGACCAGGGUUCAAGAAUUGCUGACCUGACCCAUCAUGUUCAAGAAUCUUCUUGA
This is a messenger RNA of Rosa chinensis, 1014 nucleotides long. RefSeq names its product disease resistance RPP13-like protein 4. Bases 1 to 1014 code for a protein of 337 amino acids. The record is from RefSeq and is a predicted model, not a curated record. Lineage: Eukaryota; Viridiplantae; Streptophyta; Magnoliopsida; Rosales; Rosaceae. Gene Ontology annotation, biological process: defense response to other organism. Gene Ontology annotation, molecular function: ADP binding. The transcript is spliced from 2 exons.